Messenger RNA from Fusarium sp. VM40, 966 nucleotides. The record is from the annotation of a GenBank genome assembly. Lineage: Eukaryota; Fungi; Ascomycota; Sordariomycetes; Hypocreales; Nectriaceae.
AUGAACGAAUUAUUCGCCCGUCGUCCGGCGAGUUUCGACGACUGCACCGACAUCACCGCCCUCUGCCCCGUCGAAGCCACAGUCCUGGGCUACGUUCCUAACAAAGGAUCCAGCAUCUUCUUCACGAUUUGCUUUGCGCUGUUGUUCUUCUCUGCUGUGGGAUUGGGCGUUUGGAAGCGAACAUGGACGUAUGCGGCGACUCUUGGAGCGGGUUUGCUCCUUGAGGCUAUUGGUUAUAUCGGACGUAUCCAAAUGGACCCAAACCCAUGGAAAUCAUCAGCUUUCCAGACUCAAAUAUGCUGCAUCAUCAUCGCCCCGACCUUCAUAUGCGCCGCUAUUUACCUCACCCUCAAGCACGUCGCUCUCGCACUCAGCCCGUCCCUCUCACGGGUCCAUCCUCGCUGGUAUCCUCGCAUCUUCCUCCCUGCCGACCUGUCAUGCCUCAUCAUUCAGGCUAUCGGCGGUGGUGUCGCAGCAGCAGCCAAACGCAACCAACCUGACCUCGCCAAGAACGGUAACAGGACCAUCGUCGCCGGUGUCGUUCUCCAGGUUAUUGUCCUUCUCGCCUUUGGCACCAUGGGCACCGACUACUUCCUCCGAGUGAAGAAGUACAUGCACAGUCCCGAGGUAGCCCCUGAGUCGCUUCGCGUAUGGCAGGACAAGAAGUUUCGACUCUUUACUUACGCCGUGUCUGGCGCUUACCUGGCCAUUCUCACUCGUUGUAUCUACCGAAUUGCCGAAAUGGCUGGCGGUUGGGGCAACCACAUCAUGCAGGACGAGCCCAGCUUCCUCGUACUCGAUAGCUCCCUUGUUCUGGUUACCGGAUUUCUCUUGACUGCCUUCCACCCGGGCCUGUUCUUCCCCCAGAUGGCCGUUGACAUGCGACGAAAGAAGAAGACAACUGAGGCUGAGACUCCCGCUGAAUCUUCCAGUGAGGAGAGAAAGAUUGAAAAUUCAUCCUCUUAA